Messenger RNA from Galendromus occidentalis (western predatory mite), 1065 nucleotides. Its product is annotated as replication protein A 70 kDa DNA-binding subunit. Bases 1 to 1065 code for a protein of 354 amino acids. Gene Ontology annotation, molecular function: nucleic acid binding. The transcript is spliced from 3 exons. The record is from RefSeq and is a predicted model, not a curated record. NCBI's taxonomy places the organism in Eukaryota, Metazoa, Arthropoda, Arachnida, Mesostigmata, Phytoseiidae.
AUGGGUUACGAUUCCACAUUGCUGCUGCUGACCACACAAGAACUUUCCGACAGUAACAAGUAUAAAAGUCGAGUUAUCACAUCUCAUGUCAUUGACAUUCUACAACGAAAACGAGUAGAAUGGCUUCGAAUCAAACGCAAGGCAAAUCGCUAUCGGACCACUCGAAGCCGCUUCAACCACGAAAAAGGAGCAGACGUUGAGUACAUUCCACAUCAUGAUAUCAAAUUCAUCUCAUUCAUCUCAUCAAUAUCCUGUCAUCCUUCGCAUACCCGAACAGCGUCUACGAGCAGAGAUGAGCCUCAAGAUAAGAAAAAAGUGAAGCUUCUGAGUGAAAUCAAUGUUGAGACUGUUGGAGGUCGCAUCGAAGGCCGUGUCAUCUCAAAAUCGCCUUUACGAGAGUGGAAAAAAGCGGACGCCGAGGGAAAGUUAUUCACCUUCAAUCUCACAGACAACAGCGGUGAAAUCAGCUGUAUUGUAUCUGGCGAACUCGCUGAAGUUUUGUUCCCGACGAUCUCGAUCGGAUCAUGCUACGAGAUAUCAGGAUUCAGGCCGAAGCCAAGUCAUCCUCAAUACUCGACCACAAGUCAUAGCUGCGAGAUUCAAUUAUCAAAGAUCACGAGAAUCAAGAAAAUUGAAGGGGACUUUCUUCCGAAAAAACCUCAGUCGCUAAUCAAGAUAUCAGAGAUACUGGACAUCGAAAACAACAAAUCGGUGGACCUGAUCGCUAUUGUUUACGAUGUGAUGAUUCCUCAGAUGCUUGCGUGUAGAGAUGGACAAAUGAGAGAAAAACAAAACGUGCUACUGGUAGACGACUCAAUGAGAACUGUCUCCCUUGGAUUGUGGGGCGAAUCAAUAAGAACUCUCGACGGAAAGGAAGGCCAUGUGAUAAACAUUAGAGCGGCGGCAGUAAAAGAGUAUAACGGAAAAAAAUUACUGUCCACCUCAUCGGCAUCAAUCUUGAAGCAUUGUGAAUCGGAUUUGACGAGAGAGGAACAAGAACUUGCUGACUGGUGGGAUAGAGAAGGACACUCGAGUGAAUUUGCCGCUCUCUCGAUUAACAAAUAA